Molecule: messenger RNA, 1293 nt
Organism: Insectozyma verbasci
Lineage: Eukaryota; Fungi; Ascomycota; Pichiomycetes; Serinales; Debaryomycetaceae
Source: the annotation of a GenBank genome assembly
AUGACUGAUCCAUUUAAAGAUGAAAUACUGAUUGAUGAUAAACAAUUUAUAAGGAAUAGUAACUUAAACUCAUUCGAUGAAGUUAGUUUGGAAGUAUUGGAAGAAAUGCUGAAACUAGAAACAAAUUUCCCUACUUUAUCCACAGAUUAUAGGCUAAUUGAUAAAAUUGGGGAGGGUACAUUUUCAACUGUUUAUAAAGCUGAAGCAUUAAAUGGUAUAAAAUUAAAUUCUGAAGUUUGGAAUUCACCUCCGUUAAAGAAAAGCAAAACUUCGAAAAAGAACCCAAUAGUUGCUUUAAAACAAAUUUAUGUUACUUCAUCACCAAAUAGAAUUUUUAAUGAAUUAAAUUUAUUAUACAUGUUGACAGGAAAUUCACGCGUUGCUCCAUUAUUAGACGUAUUAAGAUAUCAAGAUCAAAUAUUAGCUAUAUUACCUUAUUAUCAUCAUUAUGAUUUUCGAGAUUUUUAUCGUGAUUUACCUAUAAAAGGUAUAAAAAAAUAUUUAUGGGAAUUAUUUCAUGCAUUAGAUUAUGUUCAUGAUAAAGGUGUAAUACAUAGAGAUUUAAAACCAACAAAUUUUUUAUAUCAUCCUUUUAAAGGUAAAGGUGUAUUGGUAGAUUUUGGAUUAGCUGAAAGGAUAAAUUUACCAGGUACAUGUCCAUGUUUAUCAAAGGAGAAAUUAGUGGGGUCGCGUCAUAAAAGAUUAAAUGUUAAAGGUGCAUAUCCAAAAAUUGAUAAUAGACCACCAAGGAGAGCUAAUAGAGCAGGUACUCGAGGUUUUAGAGCUCCAGAAGUUUUAUUUAAAUGUACAAAUCAAUCUACGAAAAUUGAUAUAUGGUCUGCAGGGGUAAUUGGAUUGAGUUUAUUAAUGAGAAAAUUUCCUAUCUUUAAUUCUCCAGAUGAUACUGAUGCUAUGCUAGAAUUAUCAUGGAUAUUUGGGGUUGAUAAAUUAGUAAAAUGUGCUGAAUUACAUGGAUGUGGGUUAGAAAUUUCAAUGAAAGAGGUCAACAAAUCAGGAAAUUUGAUAAAGUUACUACAUGACUUUCUAACAAAAGAAAUAGAAUGUGAUAGUUUCCCAGAAGAUAGUGUAGUAUAUGAAACAUUAGAAUUGUUCAAUGAAGAAGGAGAUGAUUUUAUAAAUGGAGAACAUUACAAAGAUCAUAUAAAUUUAAUUAACCUACUAAAAUCGUGUUUCAAAAUGGAUCCAUCAAAGAGAUUAAAUGCAAAACAAAUCCUUAAACUACCAUUUUUCUCAGAAUUAAUAGAAUUAGAUGAAGAAGAAGUAAUACUAUAA